AUGUUCAUAAUGUCGGCCAUUCCACAACACGUAAAUCAACUCAUGCGAAUCGACAAGCUAAAUAAAGAAUGGGCAAGAACGCACGCCCAAUCCUGUGCUGUGUUCUCAUUAUUAGUAAACAUUGAAACACAGAGAGAAGCCACUUUAUCGUUCACAUCAAAGCCACCUUCGUUCCUUGAUUCCAAAACCAUUAAUCUGCUCAUCUACAAACAGACUU
Messenger RNA from Paraglomus occultum, 217 nucleotides. The record is from the annotation of a GenBank genome assembly. Lineage: Eukaryota; Fungi; Glomeromycota; Glomeromycetes; Paraglomerales; Paraglomeraceae.